UUGUGUAAAAAAUGGGAAACUCUUGCAUGGCAGCAUCGUCAAUGGAAUGGGAUGGAGAGGACUGGGAAGAAUCUUUGAAGCAGCCAAAGCAAUGUUCAUCAUCAUCAUCAUCAUCAUCAUCAUCAUCAUCAAGUAAGGUGUUAGACCAAACUUCUCAUUUUGAUUACCAUCAGAAUAAGGAGAAUGAUGUUUUAGAAAAGCUUAGAGAUUCCUGUAAUGUAAAUGGGAAAAUCACGUUGAAGAUUUCGAAGAGUGAGCUAGCUGAAUUAUUGGGAGCGAUACAACAGAAUAAUAAUAAUCAACAGCCGCAGAAGCAGAUGAAGAUGAAAAAGAAUGAAUUAGGUUCAGCAGAAGAAGUUCUGUUUCGGUUAAUAAACGCUAGAGAGCAUGAAACUGCAAAUAAGCAUCACUGGAGUAGUCACUGGAAACCGUUCCUCCGUCCUCCGUCUCCGCCGCCGUUUCCGCCUCCGUCUCCGCCUCCGUUCGCCGUUUCCGCCUCCGUCCGUUCUCCGUUCUCCCUCCGUUCUCCGUUCUCCCUGCAUCCCUUUAGAAUUUGUUUGGAAUUUUAUAUGGAACAUUUAGAAUCUUUAGAACUGACAUUUAGAACAACACUGACAUUUGGAACAACACUGAGUUUUGGUGGAAAGAUUGAGGAAAUUCUGAAAUUCUGGGGAGUUUCAUAG
Vicia villosa (hairy vetch) is the source of this 683-nucleotide messenger RNA. RefSeq lists its product as uncharacterized. NCBI's taxonomy places the organism in Eukaryota, Viridiplantae, Streptophyta, Magnoliopsida, Fabales, Fabaceae. The transcript is spliced from 3 exons. The record is from RefSeq and is a predicted model, not a curated record. The coding region runs from base 12 to 683 and encodes 223 amino acids.